AUGCUUGUAAAAGAUGACGACAGUGUGAAGGCACAGGCCACGAGGUGCAAGAGGAAGACUGCAGAGAUGUUGCUGACGAGGUUGCAUUAUCCCGAACACGAUAGUCUCUCGCGUGGUGUUGUGGUCCGGGAGGCCGAGUGCGUCGAAGGAGAUUCAAACGCCUGGCAUGUGGUAGACUUGAGGAUGAACCUGCGUUACCGUGUUAGCCGUCGCCAACGCAGCAGCCCUGUUAGCAGCAACAGCAGCAACAGUGGUGGUGGGGGCGGAGGAGGAGGCGGUAACAGCAGGAUCCACCACCGUCGCACGCCACUCUCACCCGCUCCACCCCGAGCCCUCUCCGCCAGCCGGCCACUCAAGUCUCCGGUUAGAGUACCGAGAUCUCACCGAGCGGUCAAGAAGUCUGGCCAUACGUUUGAGGAACAAAAUGAGAAUCUAGUGGUCUCCCCUGCUCAGUACAACAGUGUCGUCAAUAUAACGGUAUCUCAGCACACACCCCUGCGUGCCCGGCGCUAUCCCAACAAGUACUCCAAGUGCAGCGUGAGUUCUGCAGCUCCAGUCGUUGAUUCGGAUAACAACAUUGUGUCUACGAAUUUGCUCAAACCGAGGCCCCUUAGAGUUAGCAAGCGUCAGAACGAGUCUCCAGCAGACUAUAAACCUCACUCCCCCAGACGUGCACACAACCGUCAUCAUCACAUCUCGCAUCUCCCCGAAGCAUCAAAGAUGUUGAAGGAUGUACAAGAGAUGAAGAAUUCAGCAAUGGACACAUCCCUGUUUUCGCCUGUGUAUUCAGUGGACUCUGCCCCUCCAUCGCUCUCCCCGGCCCUGUCUGUGGAGGAUGCCUACCCAAUCGAGCGUGUCCAGGAGGAGCUGGAGGAGGAGGAGGACAAGGCCAGCCUGGAGGGGCGGCUCUGCCAGGAUGCCUCGCGGGGCUCUGAGCUCACUCCGCUCUCCACACGGAUCCAGCUCGACAUUCCGCACAUCCUCGACCCCCCCACACCAGACUCUCCUCAGGGUCUUGAUCCUGAGGAGGCAGACAUGAUGAUUGCGCAAGUCUCCCAGUGUGCAGUGCAGGAAAACAAGGAGAAUUAUGAGGCCGGAGGGACGUACGAGACCUCCUGCGAUGAAGGGUACGAGGAGUGGGAGGCUUUCGACCCAUACUUCUUCAUCAAACACCUGCCUCCUCUCACCCCAGAGAUGCGUGCCAGAAAUCCAGCGUUGCCUCUGAAAACACGAAGCUCGCCAGAGUUUACCCUCGUCUUAGAUCUGGACGAAACAUUAGUACACUGCAGCCUUCAAGAGCUUGAAGAUGCAACACUCAGCUUCCCGGUGGUGUUCCAGGAUGUCAACUACCAGGUGUUCGUGCGCACACGACCUUUCUUCAGAGAGUUCCUCGAGCAUGUGUCACAACUGUAUGAGGUCAUCCUGUUCACAGCCAGCAAGAAGGUGUAUGCAGACAAGCUCAUGAACUUGCUAGACCCACAGCGCAAGUGGAUCAAGUAUCGGCUGUUCCGCGAGCACUGUGUGUGUGUGCAGGGCAACUACGUCAAGGAUCUCACCAUCUUGGGCCGAGACCUUUCCAAGACCAUAAUCAUAGACAACUCGCCGCAAGCAUUCGGUUACCAGAUCAACAAUGGCAUACCCAUUGAGAGCUGGUUCGUGGACAAGGAGGACCGAGAGCUGCAGAAACUAGUGCCCUUCCUCGAGUCCCUGGUCGACAAGGACGACGUUCGGCCCUUCAUUCGCGAGAAGUACAAACUGGAGACAUAUCUGCCACCAGAUUAAGUGUCGCCGCCUUUCUGCAGACGACAGACUCGUAUUUGAUAGUAGUACAAUAGGUCCACACUGUUAAAGUUUCUUUUGUCUCUUCAGUUAUUAUUACAACAUUGUUACCAUUAUUAAUAUUUUGCAUUUUAUUACGUUGACAUGUUCAUCUUUAAUGGGUUUAUCUUUUUUUUUAUUAUUAUUGUUAUUAUUAUAAUUCUUUUUAUUUUGUUAUUAUUUUUUUUCUCCCUCCUCCCCACACAAGUCAUGCACAACUUUUUAGUAAGAUGUGUUUGAGAAUCUGCUAAAACUGUGUUACCAGUGAAAUCCCCAGUGAAAACUGUGACAGAAAACAUGACACAAGUGCAGUUAUAAAGUAUUAACACUUGACCAAGAAUAUCCCAAAUGAUUCUUCAUUUGCCCCGGAGGAAGUGACUUCUCGUAACUAUGCAUUAAGAACAAGACAAAAAGCAGAGAUGGACUGAAUGAGAGUGCAGAAGUUGGAAAAGACUUUGCUAGGUCAAGGCAAACAAAACAAAAUGAGAAAGAAAAAAGGACAAGAAAAAUGAACAAAAAGAAAGUGUGGAUUAGCAGAGACAAAGGUUAUAUAUCUGAUAUAAUUUGGUAACGUGUAAAUAGUGGCGUGGAUGCAGGAAACACUACAUGCAUCUAAUGCAGAGUCCGAGACACUAGCCAAAGAGCCUCCAAAUAGUGCUCGAUAGUACCAUUUAUCCCGUAAUUUUAAAGUUUUUUCCAGUGGCCCUCGCGGAGGUGGCAUUCAGUGCUCAUAGACUAAGACUUGAGGCUUGGAUGUUCUCCAGCUGAGUGCUGUGAACAUGUAGAGUAAACUAAGAAUAUGCAUGUCAAAAAAUAAAUCAUUAGCUUAUAUUAAACAUAUUAAGGUGUAUUUGAGAAGGGAGAUACAUUCUGUAUGUAAUUCAUCACUGCUUCUUAGAGUCCAUCCCACAGUCACCCUCUCAUGUAAUCCAUGCAUAUACGUAAACAUGAGGUACAUAUGUGAAUAAGUGUGUGUAUGUAUGACUUGAUUUAUACAUGCAAUCACCCUUUUUUGUUAGUACGUACACACUUGUUUUUUCCCCGUUUAUAUCUGCGUGUAUCUUGUGUAGACCAGAUCAAACUGGUUAUCUCUUGCGUCUCGAUUUUUGUCGGUCUUCUUCGCAGAUAUUGUUUGUGUACCUGCUCUUUGAUAAACCCGUUGCAUAUUUCUUCUUUGGCUUCUCUCUGUCCGCCUGAUGCUGGGAGCAAAAUCACACACACGCACACCUGUCAGUAGUUUUGAUUUUUCUUUUCUUUUCUUUUCUUUCUUUUUUCUUUUUCUUUAAUCCCACCACUUGUACAAAUUCAAAUCUCUUAUUCCUUUUCAAAUCUCCUCUGCCUUCUCUCUUGUGGCUCUCCCCCCCCCCCCCUCCCCACACAGAAACCUUCACCGGGUCUUAAAUACAUAUCUUGGAAUUGUGACUUCCUCUCCCUUCUGCCACAGUAGUCUCCCUGCCCUAUAGCCCAUUUGUAGAGCUAGCGUGUUUUUAAACAAGGAAGUCGCCUUAACCCACGCCAGCCCAUCAAAACCCCCCUGACCCCC
Molecule: messenger RNA, 3361 nt
Organism: Penaeus indicus
Lineage: Eukaryota; Metazoa; Arthropoda; Malacostraca; Decapoda; Penaeidae
Product: CTD small phosphatase-like protein 2-A
Exons: 11
Coding region: 1-1782 (593 amino acids)
Molecular function (GO): phosphoprotein phosphatase activity
Source: RefSeq, a predicted model, not a curated record